UUCCUUUAUAUAUUCUGGAAAUUCAUGGAAAUUUGAGUCAUUUUCAACACUUAAUUGGUAUUGAAUUUAUGGAUUUGUGGCUAGGGAUUUUUUUUUUUUUCUAAAGGACAUGGAGGGUGGUGAAGGAGAGAAAGGGUAGGAGGGAACCAGAGUGCAGGGCCUCCACUAGUUUUAAACAUUUGGGAAAGAAAAUAAAAAUUCCCCUUCUUUUCACCCCCCUGUAUACAUCACCUAGCUCUGCUCAUUCUGGCUCUCUGGAGAGAUAUAGGGAGUUAUUUAAGUCUGAGUGAGUGAGCCAGCUACAGCUAUGGAUGGCUAGAGAGAGGAUAAAUACAUCUAGCGAGAUGAGUUGAUGGAUAGGUAGGGAACGAAUAUAAAUAUGGAGAGAGAUGGACGAACAGAGAGAUGGAUUGAGACAGAGAGAAUAUAAAGAGAGGCUGAGGGAGAGAAAUGGAUGCGUGAAUGAGGAGAGAGCAUUUAUGCAGAGAGAUGGAGAGAGGAAUGGGGCGUUUUUCAUCCUCUUCUCCACAUCUCUAUAGUCCUGGCUUGCUCCCUCAAAUGCCAUUUUCCCACCCCUUGCUUAAUGAAUUCUUCCUCUGGAUUCUAGACCCUGCCUCACACCCUUAGGUGUUUUUCCACCCCACCCCACCCCCUCUUCACAGUCAUCCAUUUGGCCCAAGAUAACAUACCUCACCCCGCUGUCCUAGCCCAUCACCCCAAGACAAAUUGGGAGAAGGAAACCCAGAGUGGGAAUUCUGGGCAAAGUAAAGAAGCUAGGUUCCCCACCUCCAGGUCUACAGCCUUGGGGGGAGGCUUCUUUUAGGGGUGGGAAGAUCCAGGGGCAGCUGGGUUGAAUUUAUCCAAAUCUAAUAACCCAGAGCCUAUUGAAGGCCUUGGGGGUUGGGAGGGGAGAAAAAAGUCUUGAAUAUUCUUCAAACUUUCCCCCCCUCUCCCUCUGGUCCCUUCUUUCCAAAAGUCUUUGAAGAAAGAUGUUUUUGACGCUUCCAUGUCGCUCUCAGAUGGAUGGGCUGCCGGUGAUUGAAGUGUCUUUGUCAUGCUAAUGCUUGGGGGCUGAUGGAUGGGCGCUGGGGCUGCCAAACUCUGGCCCGCUUUGCCCAUUGGCCUGGGAGAGAUCACAUGUGCCCCCCCACCCCCACUCCCUACCCCUUUCCUAGGGGAGCGCUGGCCCAGGCGAUCUGGCCCAGGCCAUGGAUGCAAGCCUCAUCGCUGUGACAUACUGCCGAAAGGUUGUAGGGCAAGAGGGUGUCUCCCCGAAAAGGGCCGACCCUCCUGCGGCCUCGACGCAUGGACUAUAAUAGGAUGAACUCCUUCUUAGAGUACCCUCUCUGUAACCGGGGACCUAACGCCUACAGCGCCCACAGCGCCCCAACCUCCUUCCCCGCCAGUUCGGCUCCUGCCAUUGACAGCUACUCAGGCGAGGGCCGCUAUGGCGGGGGACUGCCCAGCCCCGUGCUGCAGCAGAACUCGGGCUAUCCCGUCCAGCAGCCGCCUUCAGCGCUGGGGGUGCCCUUCCCCAGCUCCGCGCCCUCGGGGUAUGCCCCGGCCGCCUGCAGUCCCAGCUAUGGGCCUUCUCAAUAUUACCCUUUGGGCCAAUCGGAAGGAGAAGGAGGCUAUUUUCAUCCGUCGAGCUACGCUGCCCAGCUAGGGGGCUUGUCCGACGGCUACGGAGCGGGUGGAGCCGGCCCUGGGCCCUACCCUCCGCCACAGCCCCCUUACGGGAACGAGCAGACCGCGAGCUUUGCACCGGCCUACGCAGAUCUCCUCUCCGAGGACAAGGAAUCAUCAUCUUGCGCGUCAGAAUCCAGCACCCCCACGGCCCGGACCUUCGACUGGAUGAAGGUUAAGAGGAACCCACCCAAGACAGCGAAGGUGUCGGAGCUGGGACUGGGCGCGACCGGCGGCCUCCGCACCAACUUCACCACGCGGCAGCUGACUGAACUGGAGAAGGAGUUCCAUUUCAACAAGUACCUCAGCCGAGCUCGGAGGGUGGAGAUUGCUGCUACCCUGGAGCUCAAUGAAACGCAGGUCAAGAUUUGGUUCCAGAACCGGCGCAUGAAGCAGAAGAAGCGCGAACGAGAGGGAAGCCGGGUACCCCCAGCUCCUCCAGGUUGCCCCAAGGAGGCAGCCGGAGAUGCCUCGGACCAGUCGACAGGCACCUCCCCGGAAGCCUCGCCCAGCUCCAUCACCUCCUGAACUGAACUUUCCCAUCCACCCCUGGAGAGCCCUAGUCCAGCCCCCCUCUUGUCCUUCUCCAACUUCACUGCCCUGGUGAUCCUUACCAAGACUAGGACACCAGUUUAGAUGGAGAGGGAAGAUUUUUCUCAGAUCUAGGAAAGGGGGGCUUGAUGGCUUGGGGAUCAGGACUGGGGGCCUGAGAAAUACCCAACCUGUCAAAGGUGGAGGGACUGGAUGGGCUUCCCCCUGACUUUGAUCUGGGGAUCCACUCAAGCAUGAGUAAGGGCGAGAGCCAGCCCAUCUUCAUGGGUUCUCCUUUCCCUUCUAACUUUGGUCUAUUCAGUUCAGUGCCUUUAAGCUUUGAGGAUGCUCCUUAUGCACUCUUAUCCUAACUUCCCUUUCUAGGCUUGGGAUAGAGAGAAGGCCUUGGAUUUUCUUAUAUGGGGGUAUUUGAGUGCAGAUGUAUUAUUAUCAGCAACCCUUAAUCUCAAUCCUUAAUACGUCACCCACAGACUACAAUAGCACCAGCUCCCUUGUGACAGACCAAAAAGACGCCCAUCUAGCCCUGUUAACCCUCUCCUGGCACACGUGUAUUGCACUAACACAGUCUCCAGAGGUUGUUUUCUGAGACCUGCCUCCUCCAAUUAACGACCUCAUUACUAAGUCACCAAAGUGUUUUGGAACUUGGUAUGUCGGAGACUUCUGGAAUACUGUGCAAGGCCUGCCCUCAGCAAGCCUCAACCAGGAAGGCACAGGCAUGCCCCCACUACAUUUCCCCUAUUUAUUGCCUCCUGGAAAACCCAGGAAUCUCUUUCUCAUCUCCAUCACUACCCCUGGGGGUCUUCCCUCACCUCCCUAUCCCAGGGAGGAUCAGGUAUAGUGAGAGCUCUCAGCAACUGCAAGCAUUUCUCUGACCUUUGGAGAUAUCAUUUCUCUGAACCUUGGAGAUAGUGGAGACACCAUUUGAGUUUCUGGAAAACUGAGCACCAAACAAGUCAGGUUCUCUCUGUACCUCUA
This is a messenger RNA of Sciurus carolinensis (gray squirrel), 3213 nucleotides long. It is a transcript of the gene Hoxb1, whose product is annotated as homeobox B1. Gene Ontology annotation, biological process: regulation of transcription by RNA polymerase II. Lineage: Eukaryota; Metazoa; Chordata; Mammalia; Rodentia; Sciuridae. The transcript is spliced from 2 exons. The record is from RefSeq and is a predicted model, not a curated record. Gene Ontology annotation, cellular component: nucleus. Bases 1306 to 2214 code for a protein of 302 amino acids. Gene Ontology annotation, molecular function: DNA-binding transcription factor activity, RNA polymerase II-specific; RNA polymerase II cis-regulatory region sequence-specific DNA binding.